Molecule: messenger RNA, 1684 nt
Organism: Austrofundulus limnaeus
Lineage: Eukaryota; Metazoa; Chordata; Actinopteri; Cyprinodontiformes; Rivulidae
Gene: tnmd
Product: tenomodulin
Exons: 7
Coding region: 72-971 (299 amino acids)
Biological process (GO): negative regulation of endothelial cell proliferation; negative regulation of angiogenesis
Source: RefSeq, a predicted model, not a curated record
UGCCUUCCAAAAAGCAUUGGUAUUUUCCCUAACUAAGAGCUUCGGAAAGAUUCCUUUUGAAUGGUUGCAUCAUGGAAGCCAGCAGUCAAUCCAGCAGUCAGCAAAUUCUGUGGAAAGAUGUUGAGGCUGCAAAACAGAAGAAGCCCAAGUAUCACCCCUGCCAGUGGGUGGUUCUUAUCCUGGCUCUGGUCGUCCUGAUUUUGGCCGUCUGUGUUUUCAGUCUGAGAUAUUUGUGGGGCCCGAGUCUGGGGAAGGUGUAUGACCAUCAGUACAAAGCUGUUGUGGACGGUGUGGAGACAGACAGCCUGAUGCAGAUCGACCCCAUCGGCCAUGUUGAGAUCUUCAGGAUGGGAAACGGGAGUCAGGAGGUUGUCGAGGUUCAUGACUUUAAGAAUGGGAUCACUGGCAUCCGGUUUGCCGAACAUCAGAGGUGUUACAUCAGGACCCAAACGAAGAAGCUACCCGUCGUGCCAGAGGUGGAGAMGGAGGACAGAGAGUUGCCGGUCCAUGAGUCCGACGCAGUGGACAUGAAAGUGGAGGACACCCAGGUGUGGGUUCCUGUCGAGGAGCCCAUCGUUAACCCAGACUUCCUGCUUGACUCCAAAAUCUGGGAGAUUUGCCAGCAGCUGCCUAUCCACUGGAUCCAUCCCUCCCCCACGACUGAUGCUGAGGGUCAGGGUGAGGAGGACACACCUGACGCAGAGGUCCCAGGUCAGCGUUUCACCCGGGAUGUCCUGGAUCACGUUCCUGUAAAUGACUAUAGGGACGUUGGAAUCGAGCUGGAUCACUACUUGGACGACCGCGGCUUCUGCUGCCAGCACUGUCGCCGUGGUUACCGCUACUGUCGACGCUACCACGAGCCCCUGGGCGGAUUCAACCCCUGGCCGUACUACUACCAAGGAGGCCGGGUCAUUUGUCAGAUCGUGAUGCCGUGCAACUGGUGGAUCGCUCGCAUGCUGGGGAGGAUCUGACGUGGGAGCUGUUUGAGGUUUAGAUUGUUUUUUUUUCCGUGUCUGUGGGUGAAAACUCGCUCUGAUAAAUAUUCCAGAUGACUUUUUGAGACCAAAGCAGGCUUUUGUAGUUUGUUCUUUUUCAUCAAACACGAGUCAGUCUAAGCAGGAUUGAUUGAUUCUCUCCUAAAAGGCAUUGCCUCGUCAGUAGUGGUCACAUUUUCACCCUUUUAAUUUCCUAURAGAGGCUGAUUAAUCACAGCAUUUUAGCUCUAAAGAUAUCACAAGGAACUAAUCAGUUUAAAGUAUAUUUUAGCAGUCUUUUUUCUUUUUUGUUAUUAUUGUUGUGCUUUUAUUUGUACUCUACUAAGACUUUAAUUCUCUGAAUGUUAGCGUUCAACUAGACUAUUGUCGGCAUGUUAGCAGCAGUAGAUAAACUGUGAGGCAAUAAAUCAAUCUUUUCAUUUGAUCUGAAGUGUUUUUUAAGAUGCACUCAUAAAUAAAGACCAGGUAAUCAAACCCCGUCCUCCACAAUUUAAAAAUAAUGCUGAAUGAUUGAUCUAAAAGACAGAUKAAAAAAUCUAAUUUUUUCUAUGAGAACAGGAGUGCAAUCUAAUGACACAGUUCAGUUGCAAUUUUUGAAGCUUAAAAAGUUGGUGAUUGUGAUUUAUUGCUCUGCAUUUUUCUCUGAAUUCAUCCUAUUGUCUUAUCCAAUAAACAAUACCUUUAAGAAA